This is a messenger RNA of Caenorhabditis auriculariae, 1982 nucleotides long. NCBI's taxonomy places the organism in Eukaryota, Metazoa, Nematoda, Chromadorea, Rhabditida, Rhabditidae. The record is from the annotation of a GenBank genome assembly.
AUGAACGAGAGAUUUUUCGGGGAUCCGGGCCCGGGCCGCGGGAUCCGUGAGAUUUUGGUCUCGGAAAGAAUUCAGAAAGAUGAGCAACAGGUCCAGGAAAGGCUUCUGAUCCGGAAAACCCGGAAAAAAAUCCCAAGAAAAAAAGACCCGAAACCAUGAACGAGAGAUUUUUUUCGGGGAUCCGGGCCCAGGGCCGCAGGGAUCCGUGAGAUUUUGGUCUCGGAAAGAAUUCAGAAAGAUGAGCAACAGGUCCAGGAAGGCUUCUGAUCCGGAAAACCCGGAAAAAAAUCCCAAGAAAAAGACCCGAAACCAUGAACGAGAGAUUUUUUUCGGGGAUCCGGGCCCGGGCCGCAGGGAUCCGUGAGAUUUUGGUCUCGGAAAGAAUUCAGAAAGAUGAGCAACAGGUCCAGGAAGGCUUCUGAUCCGGAAAACCCGGAAAAAAAUCCCAAGAAAAAAAGACCCGAAACCAUGAACGAGAGAUUUUUUUCGGGGAUCCGGGCCCAGGGCCGCGGGAUCCGUGAGAUUUUGGUCUCGGAAAGAAUUCAGAAAGAUGAGCAACAGGUCCAGGAAGGCUUCUGAUCCGGAAAAACCCGGAAAAAAAUCCCAAGAAAAAAGACCCGAAACCAUGAACGAGAGAUUUUUCGGGGAUCCGGGCCCGAGGCCGCAGGGAUCCGUGAGAUUUUGGUCUCGGAAAGAAUUCAGAAAGAUGAGCAACAGGUCCAGGAAGGCUUCUGAUCCGGAAAAACCCGGAAAAAAAUCCCAAGAAAAAAAGACCCGAAACCAUGAACGAGAGAUUUUUCGGGGAUCCGGGCCCGAGCCGCAGGGAUCCGUGAGAUUUUUGGUCUCGGAAAGAAUUCAGAAAGAUGAGCAACAGGUCCAGGAAGGCUUCUGAUCCGGAAAAACCCGGAAAAAAAUCCCAAGAAAAAAGACCCGAAACCAUGAACGAGAGAUUUUUCGGGGAUCCGGGCCCAGGCCGCAGGGAUCCGUGAGAUUUUGGUCUCGGAAAGAAUUCAGAAAGAUGAGCAACAGGUCCAGGAAGGCUUCUGAUCCGGAAAACCCGGAAAAAAAUCCCAAAGAAAAAGACCCGAAACCAUGAACGAGAGAUUUUUUUCGGGGAUCCGGGCCCAGGCCGCAGGAUCCGUGAGAUUUUGGUCUCGGAAAGAAUUCAGAAAGAUGAGCAACAGGUCCAGGAAGGCUUCUGAUCCGGAAAACCCGGAAAAAAAUCCCAAGAAAAAGACCCGAAACCAUGAACGAGAGAUUUUUUUCGGGGAUCCGGGCCCAGGCCGCAGGGAUCCGUGAGAUUUUGGUCUCGGAAAGAAUUCAGAAAGAUGAGCAACAGGUCCAGGAAGGCUUCUGAUCCGGAAAAACCCGGAAAAAAAUCCCAAGAAAAAAAGACCCGAAACCAUGAACGAGAGAUUUUUCGGGGAUCCGGGCCCGAGCCGCAGGGAUCCGUGAGAUUUUGGUCUCGGAAAGAAUUCAGAAAGAUGAGCAACAGGUCCAGGAAGGCUUCUGAUCCGGAAAACCCGGAAAAAAAUCCCAAGAAAAAAAGACCCGAAACCAUGAACGAGAGAUUUUUUUCGGGGAUCGGGCCCAGGCCGCAGGGAUCCGUGAGAUUUUGGUCUCGGGAAAGAAUUCAGAAAGAUGAGCAACAGGUCCAGGAAGGCUUCUGAUCCGGAAAAACCCGGAAAAAAAUCCCAAGAAAAAAAGACCCGAAACCAUGAACGAGAGAUUUUUUUCGGGGAUCCGGGCCCAGGCCGCAGGAUCCGUGAGAUUUUGGUCUCGGAAAGAAUUCAGAAAGAUGAGCAACAGGUCCAGGAAGGCUUCUGAUCCGGAAAACCCGGAAAAAAAUCCCAAGAAAAAGACCCGAAACCAUGAACGAGAGAUUUUUCAGGGGAUCCGGGCCCGAGGCCGCAGGGAUCCGUGAGAUUUUGGUCUCGGAAAGAAUUCAGAAAGAUGAGCAACAGGUCCAGGAAGGCUUCUGA